Molecule: messenger RNA, 1260 nt
Organism: Brettanomyces nanus
Lineage: Eukaryota; Fungi; Ascomycota; Pichiomycetes; Pichiales; Pichiaceae
Exons: 1
Coding region: 1-1260 (419 amino acids)
Biological process (GO): proteolysis
Molecular function (GO): metallodipeptidase activity
Source: RefSeq, a predicted model, not a curated record
AUGACUGUAAACAAAGAUAUCGAUCAACGCUUUGACAAAGUGUGCCAAACUACCCCUGUGAUUGACUGUCACAAUGAUUUCCCAUACCUCUGCAGGUCCCAUCUACACUAUGAACUACAUUCACCUGGAACCAAGUUCGACUUCAAUACUGUACUCAAUUCUCAAACAGAUUUGGUUAAGAUGCGUGAGGGUCGUAUGGGUGUUCAAUUCUUUAGCUGUUGGAUCGAAUGUAAGGACCCUGACUAUCUUUACGAUGACUUCAAUAAGCCAACUACAGUUGUGAGAGAUACCUUGGAACAAAUUGACUUCAUCAAGAGACUCUGCUUGGAGUAUCCUGAGCACCUCACAUUUGUUAGAACCGCCGAUGAUGCCUACAAAAAGUUUUUGGAAGGUAAAGGUCAAAAGAUUUCCAUCACUUUGGGCGUGGAAGGUCUUCAUCAAGUGGAUCUCUCGCUUGCUGUGGUCAGACAGUACUACGAGUUAGGUGUCAGGUAUAUCACUUUGACUCACAAUUGUGACAAUCCUUUUGCCACUGCUGCCUCGUCCAUUGCUGCAGGUAAGGCCGACAAGGGAUUGACCUCGUAUGGUGUUCAGUGCAUUGAAGAGAUGAACAGACUUGGUAUGAUCGUUGAUUUAAGUCACGUGUCUCAUAAGACAAUGAUAGAUGUUCUCAGAGUCACCCAUGCCCCUGUUUUAUUCUCUCAUAGUUCAGUCUAUGCUCUUACCCAUCAUGAGAGAAAUGUGAGAGACGACGUUUUGGAGAAGGUGAAGCAGAAUAAUGGUGUUGUCUCCAUCAACUUCUUCCCCAUCUUUAUUAGACAGCAUGGAAACCAAGAUGCCACCAUUGAAGAUGCCGUUGACCAUAUUAAAUACAUCGUAAACAAGAUCGGGUGGGAUCAUGUAGGUUUAGGCUCCGACUUUGACGGUAUUCCUCACGGUCCUAAAGGUUUGGAAAAUACAUCAAAGUAUCCUGAUCUCAUCAAGAAAGUUUGGGAAGUUACCGGUGCUUCAGAUGAGGAAAUUGCCAAAUUGAUGGGUAUGAACGUUCUCCGUGUCUGGAAAGAUUGUGAAAGAGUUUCUGCUCAGCUGGAAAAGCUGGAAACUCCUUUGGUUGAAGCCAAUUGGGAUAAAAGAGAUUGGGUAUUCCCAGGUUACGCUGCUACCGAAUUCCCUGAGAUCUUCCCAGGUUCAUCCAAAUUGCAUAAAAAUAUUUACAGAUUUUCAGAUAAGCUUGACAAUAAUCCUGAUGUCGAGGAGUAG